CCGAUAUUUAUAGUCUUGGUUUAGUUUUUUGUGCUAUAUUUCAUGAAAGUUUUAUUAGUAUUCAAGACGAGACUACGCUAACAUCAAUAAUCAAUGAACGAAACACAACUUUCGCCAGAUCCGAUUUUGGUGCCAUUCAAUAUAGGGAAGGCUAUCGCGGAAAAGAUAAUAAAAAGCCUCCUCUGGGAAUAUCAGAUAGGUUUCACAGUAAUUUUAUGUUAGAAUUCGAACCGGAGGAUAUUAUUCCCGAACCUUUCAGUAAUAAUUCACAGGAUUAUAAGGAGGUAAUUGAACGAUUUCGAAUAGAGUUCCAGGCAAGGCGCGGAAAUUCAGCUUGGAAAAUUCUUAAUAGUAAAGAAUUUUCGAACCUUCCACAAAAACACUUUUAUCAUGGUCUCAUGUAUUAUAAAGGUGUUUAUCAAGACCAAGACACGAAAAAAGCGCUUGAACAUUGGCUAAAAGCUGCUGAUCUUGGAGAACCAAAAUCUCAGCAUAACAUUGGAUUGUGCUAUGAAUUGGGUUUGGGCUUUAAUGAAUGGACAGAUCCAGAAGAAGCGCAGAAAUGGUAUACAAAAUCUCACUCUCAUAUUCAAAAUCUUUUCGAGGAAUCCAAAUUGUUAUUUAUUGACGCAGCAGAACAGGGAAAUGUUUAUGCAAUGAGUAUGGUUGCAGAAAGUUACAAUAGCGGUGAACUUUUUGAGAAGGAUUACGAAAAGUCUUUUUUUUGGUUUCAGAAAUUAGCCGAUGCUGGUUUUACGUUUGCGCUAGUUAGAUUAGCAUCUGCCUACAAUGAGGGUUUAGGAGUAGAAAAGGAUUCCGGUAAGGCCGAAGAACUUAUUGAGAAGGCAGCCCAAUCUGCUGAUCCGGAUGCAAAUAUAAUACUUUCCCUUAAGAAAAGCGGUGAAGAGCGUAUCGAAUCUUUGGAAAAGGUGGCUCGAACUGGGUAUGUGAUGGCACAAACCCUUCUCAGCGAACAAUUACAACUAGAUUAUGGCAACGAUGACGAAAGAGCCUUGUUAUGGAUAAAAUUAGCAUUAGGAAAAAUAUAUCUCUCAAAAUAUGAUUAUUUGAACGCGUUCUUUUGGUUUUCAAAAGCUGCUACUAGUGACGAAUAUUCGGCAAGAAAGGUCGCAUGGUUUUAUAAAAAAGGAAUAUGCGUUCCAAUUAAUAAUAAGAUUUCGCGUAUCUUCAAAUGA
This is a messenger RNA of Acaulospora morrowiae, 1196 nucleotides long. NCBI's taxonomy places the organism in Eukaryota, Fungi, Glomeromycota, Glomeromycetes, Diversisporales, Acaulosporaceae. The record is from the annotation of a GenBank genome assembly.